CGAUAGAGUCGGCCGGUAGCGCAUUUCGAUAGUGAUACGUUGAACGUGUCGUCGAUUCGAAUGUACGUACGAGCGGAGUGUUGUCGGGCAGGUAACAACGAUCCGGACGACAAUCGGGACUACGAUUGGGACAACGAUCGGCCGCCGUCGAAUCGGAGGCACUUUGUAAUAAGAUUCUUAAAACAAAGCCCGCUUGAAAGCCGAUGUGGAGGAAAAGGAAAGAAAAAGGGAGAGAGAGAAUAGUUUGAUGUUUUCCGUUCUAAGAAUUUAAUCAUGGUGAUAUACGUUAUCGUAGCUGACUAAUUUCGAUGACGACAUCAACUCCUCCAAAGACGAAAGAGACGAAGUUGGGCUUUACGACGAAUACAAUCAGCACGUGUUGCUAAGCACUCCAAAAUAGGCAAUGAAUCGAUACGACGUCGCAUGUGAUAUGGAGUAGAUUUAACACGAAGCCCGACAGAAUGAAGAGCAAAGUGACAGGAAACAAGGCGUAACAGCAUGGUGUGGUAUCAGUGACUGAAGACUACACCCCCGAAAGAUGAAGAAGCCCCGCGUCCUCGCGUGCGUCCUGCUCCUGCCUCUGGCGCUGGGUCUCAGCCUGCAGGAGGAUGACUUGGUCUUCGAUGACGUCGGCGAAGAUAAUGAGAACGACGCGCCAGCACCGACGGUGAAUUAUCACGCGUCUUCUCGACUCGAUCGGCACAUGCUCGAGCCGUCGUUCAGGGACAGCAGGAGGCAUCGCUUCGAGAGGCUGUGGGGCGUGCCUGACACUAUCGUGCCGGUCGGACAUGUUUUCAAGCUGAAAAUUCCCCGACAAGCCUUCUCGGGAAACGUGGAUUUUUACGAGGUUCACGAGACGAUCGAUCACGAUAGUCUGCCGCGAUGGUUGGCCUGGGACGACGCUGCGUCUACUCUCUCGGGCGUGCCGUCGAAGAAGGACGUGGGCAGUCAUCAUCUGACCGUGAAGGCCAUCGGCAAACACGGCGACACCGCCAAGGAUCAAUUCGUCGUUCAAGUUGUACCCGAAAAUCAGGAGGAACUCAAGCACAAGGACGGAAAGACGCACUGCGACGACGACGAGGAGCAAACUCUCCUCACUAUUUUGCUGGACGCGCGGCUGGAGCGGCUGUCUCCCCGAGUCAAGGUGGACGCCAUCGAAAACCUCGCGGGAUUUCUGGGAAUGCACACGAACGCCUUUUCGAUGCAUUCUCAAAGCAAGUAUGACAAUAUGCCGUUGGAGUCUUCCAUCAUUCUGGGCGGGCCUGGAAACGUGCCGCAUCGUCGGGAGAAUUAUUUCACCAGCAUCCAGUGGCAGGUCGGCUGCGACGGUCACGUGUGGAGGCAUCAGACGGAAUUGAUAAAACAAUUGCGGGAGCAAGCGAAGGACGGUACUUUGGCGGAAGUUCUGCAAUUGCCCGUGAUACUGUGGCGGGUUAAGACCGACUCGAGCUCUUUCCUGAGGAACAGAAGAGAGGCUGGUUCCGGCGACUACGAUAACCCGGACGAUUACGACGGCUACGACGAUGAUUACGAUGGCGAUUACGAGGACGGCGGUGACGAGAGAGAAGACGAUAACGAGGACCCGCAGGUACAGCCGACCUAUGUGCCGGAUUUCAGCGAUGCAAGGGGAAACACCGUGCCGGGACAUCCGCACCGGCAUCAUCACGGCGAGGAAACGAUCGAUUGGAACGGCGAAGAUACUGACGAGGAGGAUUUAAUGCCAAGACUGAGGCAGUCCGAGUUGGAAAGCGGUGCGGUAAAUAGAACAAGCAGCACUACGCCUACGCCGACGGAACAAACUACGAUUACCACGAGAGAAUGGACCACUACGUCAACAACAACGACGCCCGUUGUUGCGAACGUCACCGGUGCCACCGCCUCUCACACCACCAUCACCACCACCACCACCACGAUGACUCCAUCCGUGGCUAUAACGAACGCUACGAGCGCUACAACUACAACUGUGAUACCGCCAACGACGGAGCUUCGCACGACGCCGGCCGCGACGUCGUCUAUUACCAACGCUACUACUACCAGUACGACUGUUACUACUACCACUAGUACUACUACUACAACUACCGCGGCGCCUACAACUACCACCCCGACCACGACCACGGUUCGGGUUACCACGGAAAGUAUCGAGUAUGGAAACUUCAACUUCCCGCCGAGGCGCGACAGGAUAUUAAAGAAGAUACCGGUAACUGCUGGAAAACCAUUGAGCUACGUCAUACCAGCUAAUACCUUCAGCGACAUCGAGGACGGAGACACGAGGAACUUAAAAUUGAACCUGUACUGGCAAGGUGUGCCGCUCAAACCGACCCAUUGGCUCCAGUUCAAUCGCCACACGCAGGAAGUUUACGGACUGCCUCUGGAGAACGAUAUAUCCACUUGGAAUUACGAACUAGUUGCCACGGACCGAGAAGGCGCCAACGUCACCGACCAUCUCGACAUUCACGUGCAGCAGCACAAACUGAGCCGUAGCGUGAAUCAUGAAUUUAGUAUUUACCUGAGGAUCGAUAAACGAAACGAAUUCCCCACAGAUGUCGACUGGGAGUUCAAGGUGAUACGUAGCUUGGCUGAACUUUACGGUGACAACGACACGCGACAUAUUACGGUGCGGAACGUCGACUUCAACACGCCGGAUCACGAACAGCAAGCCAUUUUCACGUGGACUAACGAUAGUCUUCCGAGGAGCAGCGAGUGUCCGAGGGAACAUAUCAACAAAUUAUUACGCGUGCUCGUCGACAGCAACAGUGACCCGUCGUCUUCUCUGAGAGCGGUUCUCGCGCCGGAAAUCAGAGUCAAGCGUGUCGUGUAUCAAGGUAUCGGGCAGUGCGAGGAUAUGAAGCGUCCUGAGGUGCCGCGAGUCUCUACCGAAGAGCCGAAGGUUAAUUACCCGCCAGUACCGAGGAACCAAGUGGAUCAUGUGAAUGCAACAGUCGGACAGUUGCUCGUGUUCAAAGUGCCAGAGGACACCUUCUUUGAUGCCGAGGAUGGGUCGUCGCGAAACAUGAAGAUGUCACUUUUGACAAUCGAUCGGGUGCCUAUCCCGCCCCACGAGUGGCUGCAGUUCGACAGCAAGAAUCAGGAAUUCUACGGUGUGCCGAUGCGCGGCGAUGUUGGUCGUAAGGAAUACCAAUUGGUCGUUACCGACAAAGAAGGUUCCAGCGCCACGGAUGGGCUGGUCGUCGUGGUUAAUCCGGCGCCUCACAUGGGGCACACGGUAGAAUUUUCCAUGACGCUGGAUAUACCGUACGACUCGUUCGCGCACUCCGCGCUCCAAAAGCGCAAUUUCAUCGAGAAGUUGCGAGAUCUCUACGGAGACAAAGACACGAGCGCCAUUUCCUUGUACAGCAUUUCGAACGGCAGUACGGUUAUUACGUGGCACAACAGAACUCUGCCCACGUCAUAUUGCGCUCACGACGAGGUCAACAGGUUGCGGUCUGUGCUCGUGAAGAGCGACAACGACCGACGCUCGGUAACGGACGAGGUGUUGGAUGUGAUGGGUCUGAAGUUCCCGGUGAAGCAGAUCACGGUGAUCCCGAUGGGGAUCUGCCUCGGCGAAUUAACGGGCGUUCACUCGCCGGAUAGCUACGUGCCGCCGGUGGACGAUUCCACCUCCGUCGGUGCUUUCCACGAUGAUUACCUCUUCACUUUUGUCUUGCCGGCGAUCAUUAUCUCCAUCAUGCUCAUCGGUGCGGGAAUUAUCGCGUGUGUGUUGUACAAACGAAGACGCAGCGGAAAGAUGAGCGUCAGCGAAAAGGAUGAGGAACGGCAGAGUUUCCGCAGCAAGGGGAUUCCCGUGAUAUUCCAAGAUGAGCUCGACGAAAAACCAGAUCCCGGGAACAAAUCGCCCGUCAUAUUGAAAGAAGAGAAGCCACCUCUUCCGCCACCGGAGUAUCAGAAGGCCGAAGACGGGGCCGACGUGCCGAUGUUGUCGAAGGAAAGCUCCGAGGAACCGUACCAGCCGCCGCCGCCGUUCACCGCGAGUCGCGACACCAAUCGGCAAAAUCGCCCGAAACCGACCCCAACGUACAGAAAACCGCCCCCGUAUGUGCCUCCCUAACAAAAUACGGUGCACUCGCCUACGCGCAAAUAUAUGCUAGCAAUGCUCGGAGACUCACCGAUACACAUGCAAAACCAAAACAGUUAUAAAAAGCAAUCUCAUAUUGGCGACGACGAUGACGUCGACGAUGAUCGUGGGGCUCUGAACGUUUAUAGCGAUGUUUGAGGGACUUCCAUUCACCAUCCGGUAUGACAGUGUGUACCGCUCGCGAGACGUGAAUGGAAAUUGCUCCUCUCUGCGCGAACUCCGGACCCGCACGUUUUUACUUAUUUUAUAUGUAACGGCAACGGCAACGUCACACACACAUACACACAUGCAUACACACAUACAGCAUCGAUUUUUACGGUAAUCGUUCGAAAGGACCCCCGCAGUUUCGAUAUUCGAUCUAACAUGCACUCUACACAUCUCUCUCGACUGUCUGUUUCACGGGGAAAAAAAGGAUUUUCUAGGAAGUAUGUGGGAUUAAUGAAUCACGUGUUGCCUUUCGUAAAAAAAAGAAUUCAAUUGUAGGGAAGGAUCCACGUCGAACUUCGAUACGCGAAUUUAGUUUAGAUCGUUGUAGAACCGAACAUAUGCGGUAGGGUAAACAUAUUUUAUUCGACAUGGUGGCAUUCGAGACAGCAACGAUACUCACAAAUAUUUCAACAAUCAGUGCCAUUUAUUAAGCAAUAAGGGUAUCCGACUGUGAAUAACACAGCAUGUACUGUAAUUAUACGGUUCUACGGAUUUACUGCAAUUACUGUUACAGAGCCUCCGGGUAUCAGGAACGACGGACUUAACGAAAUACAACGUGUAUAACACUGCCAGAACGACAAACGCACGAUAUAACGUCGCGAAGCGAGCCAGUUUCCGGGUAUACAUACAUAUUAUAUAUAUAUAUCCGAUCUCUCUCCCAGAACCCUCCAUUUUUUAGAAUAGUUCUUGGCGAACUGAACGAAACGGAAUUAUCGAGAGUCGCUCUCCUCGCGAAUGAACGAACGAACUAGCUCACUUGGCGAUCGCUAUUACUUAAGGAGAAAAAUAUCGGAGAGAACUGAAAUGUUUUUUGAGACAUAAUUUAAAGGAACGAUUACAUGCAAUGCCAUUGCAAAGUGACAGCAAAUGCUUCCAUUGGCACGGUAGGCCAUGCAGAUAAGAAAAAAAACUAUCGAUAAUAUAUAUAUAUACAAAUAUAAAUAUAUAUAUAUAUAUAUAAAUAUGUAUAUUACCUAUUUGCCGUUCGAUAGAUCACAGUCUGCAGUUACUUAGGACAGCGUAAUUUAAAUACUGCCAGACCAACGUUAUUAGCGUUUAUUUCUUUUUCUCUUUUUUUUUUUUCCGUACACACACUGCAAACGAGGGAAGGAGAGCUCCCGACUUCUUCCGUUCGUUUCACGCACAAUUAUUCUCAUCGUUGACGCAUUGCGACCUUUCUGAUUUUGCGAUGAAAAAUUUUUUGGUUUUCUCACGAACUUGCAUCGUUUCACGCGAACGAGUUAGCAUCGAAAGGUUAACUCAGGAAGAAAAAAACAAACAAGAAAGAAACACACUGAUGCGCACGUACAUAAGAAGGACGAGACUAUUUAAUUUAGAUUUUACAUAGUUACCAAGCCAAAAAAUAAUUAAUAUUUAAAAAGAGGGCGUGGUGAGGGUAAGGUUAAUAAGAACGUGUUUUUAACCGCGAAAAACGUGGCUCGCACUCUUUGAGGGCGCAUUUUUAUAAUGUUUUUUGUAAUUUUUUAACCGCUCUAACGCGACACAUUCAUCGUUUGUAUGUCCGGUGCGCGAAAGAGUGCGGGGUAUGGUACGUAUGCAGCCGUUUCUUCAAUACCUCGAUAGUUUCCUGAUAUUUUUGAAAGGAAAUACGAGAAACGAAAUAAAAAAAAAAAAGAGAGGAAGGAGGAGGAGGAGGAGGAAGAGGAAAAAGAAGAAGAACUUCGCGCGUGUCCCGAAUUCGGCGACUCCCUCCGUCGGCCACGUCGGCGAGCGGAUCGGCGAGUUUGCGGAUGCGCAUCUAUACGUGGUGUGAAUGCUGAUGAUCAAUAUAGUAUGCAAGAGCGGAGAAUGUUUCGUAUGCAAGCUAAAUUACGAUACAUCUAAUAUAUUACUAUUAAUUCAUGUCUUUGUAAACGUAGGUGAUUUAAGUAAUAUGCCGUGACAAUUGAAUACUUUUAAAUAUCGCUCGUAUCUUGUUUAUCGCAGAGUUAUAUGAAGGGAGGAAGGACGCAAUUGUCACUCGUACUCGCGUAUCACUUCAUGACGGUUCCUGUUACGCACGGACCGGUAGAUAAGUACGUACGUUUUAUUACUAUUAUUAUUAUUAUUUUUAUAACAUACGAAUAAAGAGCUUCUGUGUGUUGAAUUCGGUUGAAUAUACCUGAAUAUGACGAUCUGUAUGUACUGUCGCGAGGAGGGAUUAUUUUGCAAUUGCGAUAUCCCUGUUGCGCGCGAUCCUCCGUGAACGUAUGUACUGACGUUAGAUCCAAUGAAUAAUCGCGUAUGGUCGCGUAAAUUUUUGCCAAAAAUCAAAACUUAUUACAUUCACCAUCGACACUCUUGUCACAUUCGCUGAGAUCCCUGUUUAUUAUUUCAGCCAAGAUCCCCACAAAGUAAUAAUGCGACGACUUCGGAUCGAGGCCGAGGUAAUGGUAUCAUUACACGAUAGCUCAGUGCUCGCGAAUUAGCGGCUCGGAUUGGACAGUUUGGUACGACGCGUGAAACUUUUACGAAGAGCUUUAUAUUCCGUCUGUGAUCUGCGGUAAACAAGCACAGCCUCUCUCAUAUCAUGCUUCUAAUCAUAUCAUUGCUCCACGCGUAUCCUUCAAUAAGCGCUGCAGUUGUGUUUACUGUGAAAAUGAUAAUGUAUGAUAAGCAUGUACGAUAAUUUAUAAGCUUAGGGACAACGUGGAGGAGUUACACCUCAAUGAAAAGAUGAGUUUCACAAAGAACAUAUUGCAUAAGCAGCGACUAUUCUGGCCUGUGUGAUUCGAAUGGAUCGAAAGUAUUUUAUAACUGUGUAAAAAGGGGGACGGCAAAAUGUGCACUAACGCGACCACCGUGGCUUAUCGUAUAUUCGGCCGCUUUCUGAGAGAUCGGGCUAAACGGCAGGCGCGAAGUAAAAAGUUCCAUUGCAGCAAAACAGGUGUGGGAGGGAGGGGGGAACGAGAAAGAGGGAGAAGAGCUAUCUCUAGCCCGUACGAAGAAAUACGUUGUAUACAUAGCUACAUAUACCUAAGAAUAACGUAUUGUGACUGGGAAUUUUCAGAUUAUUUUUAUUCGCUAUAGAGAGCUUCGAUAUAUAUACACACACGUAUAUCGAGUAAAACGUUUGCGUUGGCGCGACACGCGAGGACGGUGUUUUACGAGCGGCAAACGUCGUUUUCGUACGUCGCGUUCCAUCGCCGGAAUGACGGUGAGCCGUCGACCACUUAUUCUUUAAGUUCGCUAAACAACAUAUCUCGUAAGCGAGAGAGAGAGAGAGAGGGAGGGAGAGGGAGAAAAAGGAAGAAAUCGACGAUAUCGGACGAGCGUGUACGUUUCAAGAUAGAUCGCGCGUCUGUGUGCGAUUAUCUUGGCAGCGCAUAGAACGGUGUCGUAAGAAUAAAUGGGAAGAAAAAGUAUCGAAUUAAUAAUAUACAUAUACAAAUAUCUCUACGAUAAGUACUAUAUACUAAACACGUGUAAAGUUAAGAGUUAAUAAAAUCAUUUUAGGGUA
This is a messenger RNA of Dinoponera quadriceps, 7760 nucleotides long. RefSeq names its product dystroglycan. Gene Ontology annotation, biological process: nerve development; axon guidance; morphogenesis of an epithelium. The record is from RefSeq and is a predicted model, not a curated record. Gene Ontology annotation, cellular component: sarcolemma; dystrophin-associated glycoprotein complex; dystroglycan complex. Gene Ontology annotation, molecular function: calcium ion binding; laminin binding. Lineage: Eukaryota; Metazoa; Arthropoda; Insecta; Hymenoptera; Formicidae. The transcript has 15 exons. The coding region runs from base 539 to 4066 and encodes 1175 amino acids.